This is a messenger RNA of Tricharina praecox, 411 nucleotides long. RefSeq lists its product as uncharacterized. The record is from RefSeq and is a predicted model, not a curated record. NCBI's taxonomy places the organism in Eukaryota, Fungi, Ascomycota, Pezizomycetes, Pezizales, Pyronemataceae. The coding region runs from base 1 to 411 and encodes 136 amino acids. The transcript has 2 exons.
AUGUCGCCGAAAAGUCGCCGAUUCGAUGUGGCGGUGGUUGGUGGGUGGCUUUCAUUCGGUCUCGGGCCUUUGGGCACCGGAGUGGUGGUGGAUGAGGAGGAGGAAGUGGAGGAAGUGGAGGAAGUGGAGGAAGUGGAGGAAGUGGAGGAAGUGGAGGAAGUGGAGGAAGUGGAGGAAGUGGAGGAAGUGGAGGAAGUGGAGGAAGUGGAGGAAGUGGAGGAAGUGGAGGAAGUGGAGGAAGUGGAGGAAGUGGAGGAAGUGGAGGAAGUGGAGGAAGUGGAGGAAGUGGAGGAAGUGGAGGAAGUGGAGGAAGUGGAGGAAGUGGUGGUAAUGGUGCUGGUGCUAACAGGGCAAGACACUACGGUAGAAGCAACAUCCUCCUCCUCCUCCUCCUUCUCCUCCCCCUCAUAA